AUGAAGUCAAUAAUCUCCGUUGUGGCUGCAGGAGCCUUGUUCUUCACCAAUACAGUAGCCCAGGCGUUGCCGCCCUUUAACCCGCCGGGAGCCGCCAUCAACUUCAAGGCCGUUGUCCUUUUCGGCGACAGCUACACGGACAUAGGCACACGGCAAUACCGCCCUAGACCGGAGACGGGAGCUGGUGAUACCGCGAAAGGCGCAUCGGGAGGCCGCAUGUGGCCUCAGUACGUUCAGCAGUACAGCGGCGCGCGCAUCUACUCGUACGCGAUCGCCGCAUCGAUGUGCACCAACGCCUUCAGCCCCACAAGCGGGCGCAAGACCAUCCAGCAAGACCAGAUCCCUUCGUUCCUUGCCGACUACAAGGCCCGCAGCGCAACCACAGGGCAGCCCAUCCUCGAUGUGCCCGCGGAGACGACCCUCUACGCGAUCUGGAUCGGCACCAACGACGUCGGCCCGAGCGGCUUCCUGACGGACCAGCAGCAGCCGGGCCUUCGACUGCCGGCCCUGCCGGACUGCGUGUACGCACAGAUCGACACGCUCUGGCGCGACGCUGGCGCGCGGCACUUUGUGCUCAUGAACACGCCGCCCUUGCACCUCGCGCCGCAGUACCAGCCUCUCGAGAGGGGCGGCAACGGGUUCAUGGCGCAGUUCGACAGCAACCUGACGCGGAGCACCGAGAAGGUGCGCAACUACGUCGGGCUGGUCAACAGCCUGUACGACUGGCGUUCCGGGUACCACGUCCUCGUGGGCAAGCGCUGGGCGGGCUCCACGCUGGCCGUGUUCGACGUCGAGGCCCUGAUGACAGACGUGUACAACAACCCGGGCCUGUACCUCAAUGGCACUGCCGCGAGGCCACAGUCGCAGGGCUCUGCAGUACAGUGUGGCUCGGCGUGCACAGAUGCGACGGUUCAGGCGCAGAAUAUCAGGGAUAGUUAUAUGUGGUAUGAUGGCCUGCAUCCGACUGAGCAGACGGGCCGUGUAAUAGCGCGGGAGUUUAUCAAUGUGCAGAAGGGCAAUAGUAAGUGGGCGAGGUACUGGGGGUUCUAGGAGAGAAAGGAGUAAGAUG
Microdochium trichocladiopsis is the source of this 1069-nucleotide messenger RNA. RefSeq lists its product as uncharacterized. Gene Ontology annotation, molecular function: hydrolase activity, acting on ester bonds. The record is from RefSeq and is a predicted model, not a curated record. The transcript is spliced from 2 exons. NCBI's taxonomy places the organism in Eukaryota, Fungi, Ascomycota, Sordariomycetes, Xylariales, Microdochiaceae. The coding region runs from base 1 to 1050 and encodes 349 amino acids.